GCUAAAAAAGGCAAUGCAGAAUGGACUGGGUAUCGACUGCUCUAAUAAUAAAACUGAGUAAUAAUGGAUAAGGUUACCUUGAAGCAAAUAUGUAAUUAUUUUGACCUGUACAUUGGGAGCAGCAGUUACAACAGGGGAGGUUGCUGGGGCUUGAACUGGUGUCACACUAUAAACUGCUUUUUGGUAUCCUUUUCUGCUUUAUCGUCCCUCCUAGCUGGCUGCCUUCAGAUACCAAAGAUUCUAAACAGGAGAGCUGGAUCCAGAUCGCAAUACAUCGUCCUUUUAGAUUGAAGUGGAUCUCCUUAUUCCUAGCAACAAGUCUCCAGUUGCAGAGGAUUUUGCUGGGGGAAGGACUCUACAGAAGCACCAGAAGUUCUCCAUAAUGCAAGCUCCCCCAUUCAUUUUUAUUCAUCUGAUUAAUCAAAUCCUGCAUAAUUGAAGACUAUCAUUAUCAUUGAGGAAAGACAGAACAUAAGAAACUUGAUCAGUAUGACUGAAAGCACAACUGAAGGUCGGCCAGCAACCAUCACCAUCAUUGAUAACAAGAAUGGGGCUGUCCCAACACCGGUGCCAAAGGUGCCAAAGAAAACCGUCUCCGAUGAAUUUGCCACAACUUUCAGCUCUCCAGCAGCUUGGUUCCUAGUCGUGGCUCUAAUUGUAACCUGGUCAGCAGUGGCCAUUGUGAUGUUUGACCUGGUGGAUUACAAGAACCUUGUUGCUGGCAUUGAACCUGCCUAUACUCUGUACUGUGAUGAGCCCUGCUUACCACCUGGAAAACGUCAAGUUGAUGUCGGCAAAAUACUAAAGGAAGCACAGAGCCCUAGAGGAGGUUUUAAAGAAAUAAGCUCAGACUCUAUGAAAGUCAUAGAUGAGGCUGUGGAAGAUACGUCAGAUUGGAUGUAUGGUUUUAUAUCUUUACUGUGUGAUAUAAUGACAACCACAGAUUACCCAGAUGACGAUAUGGAUGAAGGUCAAAUCCAACCACCGUUAAAAAAGAAAGCUGUUCUUCAUCCUCCAGCUAAACGGAAAGGUGAAAUUCAUCCUCUAUCUAAAAGAAAAGUAAUCAAAAAAGAAAAAACAGAAAGAAAAUCAAAAACAGAAGCAAAAGCUCCAGCAAAAGUGGAAAAAAAGAUGAAAGUGCCCAAGGUUGAAGAAAAAGUGAAAAAGCAGAUCAAAGUGAUUAAACCGGAGAAGAAAGUAGAGAAAGUAAAGAAAGUGGAAGUAAAAGCCAAGGAAGAAGAAAGAACAAAACAACAACUUCAUGGAAAGAAGGAGAAACCUGGAAAAGGUGACAAACCAGAGAAACAUGAAAUACUCGUGAAACGUGACAAACCUGAGAAACUUGAUGUACUUGUGAAACGUGACAAACCUGAGAAACUUGACAAACCCGUGAAACAUGAUGCACUCGUGAAACGUGACAAACCUGAGAAACAUGAUGUACUCAUGAAACGUGACAAACCCGUGAAACGUGAAAUACUUGUGAAACGUGACAAACCUGAGAAACUUGAGAAACCUGAGAAACUUGAGAAACCUGAGAAACGCAAUUUACUUGUGAAACGCGAUAAACCUGAGAAGCAAGACAAAUCUGAGAAACAUGACAAGCCAGAAAAACGUGAUGUUCUCAUGAAACGUGACAAACCUGAAGCUAAAGCAGAAAAGAAAGCUACAACGAGAGAUAAGAAAGAGCCCGAAGUGUACAAGUCUGGCAAAGCAGAGAAAAGAACCGAAAAAGUGCAAGAUGACAAAGAAGGGAAGCUGAAGUCAAAGGAUAAAGGACAUCCAGCAAGUCAUUCUGUUACUCCAGCUCCAGAAUUAAUGAAACCUCCAGCAAAGAAACCUGCAGCAGCCACUGUUCAAGAAAAGAAGGUUGGUAUGAAUGCUGCCAAGUCUAAAGAAACUGAAAAGCCACAAGUAAAGCUAAAGCAGAAAGCAGAUCCUCUAGCAGUGGCAGUAAAAACAGAAAAAAGGAAACCUCAAGCAGCAAAAACAACAGCAAAACCAACUGCAGAGAAAAAGACUCCUCAAUCACCAAAGGAACAAGCAAAACCAGCUGGAUACCCUGCAGCUAAACCCGCAGCUUCCAGAGUGUCAAUUAAGCCUGCAGAAAUAAAACCAGCAAAAAAAUCUGCAGCCAUACCAAAGAAACAAGUCCUUGUUGUACCAGAAAAGGAAAAAAAAACAAAAAUGAAAGUUGCUGUUGCUGAAAAAGCUAAACCUAUAAAAGAAAAGGCACAAGAAAAAGGAAAGAAAGAGAAAGCUAUCACAUCUGAUAAAGCUAAACCUCCAAAAGAGAAAGCAUCAGCAGUUUGGGCAGAUAAACCUGCAAACGAGAAGGCCUUAGCCAAACAUGAAAAAUCUCAAAAAGCAGAACCAAAACCCAUGGAGCAGAAGAGGACAAAGAAAGAACCUCAAGAGAAGAGAGAAGAAAAGGUACAUCCAGCAAAAGAGCUAGUCAAACCAUCCAAAGAGAAAGAAGCAAAGAUUGAGAAAGAAGUGAAGAGAACAGCUUCAGCCACCCCAGAUAAACAAGCAAAGCCAAUGAAAGCAAAACUAGCAAAACUAGAAACUGGUCCUAUAAAAACAGUGGCAAAAAGGGUGACGGAAGCAAAAUCAACCCCAGCACCUUCAAUACAAGCACCAAAGCCCAAAGCCAUAACAACAACGAAGCCCGAAGCAGCAACAAAAUCACAUAAAGCUCCACUACCAGUGGCUAAACCUACAGCUGAAACAGGUGUAACUCGUAAUAAAGACUUAUAUCCCAAGAGAGAUGUCUUACUUGCUCAGUACCUCCCCAUGAAAAGGCAAUGGAGUGAGCCAACUGUAGCUCUGGAACCAGCAAAGGUGAAGCCAGGAAAGGAAACAAAAAAGGAAGUGGAACUUUCAGCUACAGAGAAGAAACCUAAAGCUCCCUUGCGCUUUUUCCAGUGUGUGUUCCUCGAUGCCAACAACGGUUAUGGGCCUCUGGCAAAUUUUCUUUCAACUCAGCAAAGCCCUGCAGUGAAUGGACAUGACCUCAGGCAGAACAAGGAAGCUGGGCAAUCUGAAAAGAAGAAAAUCAGAUCUCCAGGACAUUAGAUCAGCAGAGAAGAGGUUGCAGGGAAAACAACACAACAGAUGUUGUCCUAAGGUUCUUAGAUCUCCUGCAUUUCCUCAGUUUGCAGAGUCAUUCUCCACAGAGAUCACUAAGAAGAGCAAAACAUUUUACUAUUGACUACAAAGACAGAAAGCAGGAAUGAUGAGCUAUUUGAAUGGAUUUCAACAGUGUUUAGGGCUGAAGUGCCUAAAUAACUAACAUCUACUGCAGAGAUCAGGUUUCUGCAGCCUCACAUUGUUUCUCAGCAUACAUUCCGAUCUGAUGUAUGUCUUUUACCUUUCAGCUCUUUGUUCCCUGGUUGUCAUACAAGUCAUUCACUUACUCAAUACAGUAUGCAUUUGUUUGAAAUUAUCUUUCAAAUGCGUAUAAAGCCCAACACUAACACUUGCAGUUGAAAGCCCAAUUGCAAAGAAAAACAAUACUUGUCUAUACCGUAUCACAAUUGUUUUCCUCCUGAAACUCUGAAAAGGAAAGUUUUGCAAGUUGUUCUCUACUUCAUUGUUGCAGUUUAAAGAGAUGUAUAACACAUGGGCUUCCAAUGGAAUUGUUUGUGUGUGAUUAUUGUGCCUUCUCUGUCGGUAGAUGCAGAAUAUUAAUUUUGCAGCUGGUUCUUUCUGAGAAUCAGAGAUAAUAUUCAGCAAUGGGUACAGAAAGCAAAGGGUUUCAGAUAAUUUCUGUACUUAUCCAGACAGAAAUGCCAAUAAAGAGCCAAGGUAUCCAUUUGAAUAUUAGGUGUGACAUGAAUAUUGACUACACUCUGAGGCCCCAGGAAUGGAAAUAGAAUUCAUUAAAAAAAAGAUGGUGUUUAA
Messenger RNA from Callorhinchus milii (elephant shark), 3903 nucleotides. It is a transcript of the gene trdn, whose product is annotated as triadin. The coding region runs from base 490 to 3075 and encodes 861 amino acids. The record is from RefSeq and is a predicted model, not a curated record. Gene Ontology annotation, molecular function: signaling receptor binding. The transcript is spliced from 40 exons. NCBI's taxonomy places the organism in Eukaryota, Metazoa, Chordata, Chondrichthyes, Chimaeriformes, Callorhinchidae. Gene Ontology annotation, cellular component: membrane; sarcoplasmic reticulum.